Molecule: messenger RNA, 525 nt
Organism: Saccharomyces eubayanus
Lineage: Eukaryota; Fungi; Ascomycota; Saccharomycetes; Saccharomycetales; Saccharomycetaceae
Exons: 1
Coding region: 1-525 (174 amino acids)
Source: RefSeq, a predicted model, not a curated record
AUGCAAGCGAUGGUAAUCACUGUGCACCUCUCUGCUGCACCAUGCACCGUGCAUCGUGUGCUUGUUAUUCUGUUCUACCAGAUAAAAAUGCGAAUGAUUCGGGGAGUUUCGCUGUUACCUUGGUACCCGGCAAGCCGCAACUUCUAUUUUUAUUCUAAACGAGUUUACUAUGGAUUUAUCGCCAUGAAGCGUAGCCUAACAGACUCGGUAUCGACAAUAGAGCAGGUCAGGAGCCACGUCACCAUGCCAAAAGGCUUGCAUCGCCGGGUUUCGGUGCGUGCUUUGCGCUGCCCUUCUCAAUGGCGUUUGUCAAUUGUCCUCUACGGUAACAUCAAUGUAAACGCAUAUACGACAUGUGUUUUGGGAUGCUACGCACACCAUCUUUCUCGUCCAGCAUGUCUUGUUACGCAUUCCGGCGGGAGCAGUGACUUGCUGAAGCUGCAAUAUAGCCAAUACGUUGCGCACCGCGAAUUAUUCGAUGCUUCGAUAUGUUCGUCUCCAGAUGCCCAACGACUUAGAAAGUGA